AAUUAUAUGUGUAAUGAAUACAGCUGAUAGAUUUUACUUAAUGUAGUAAUUAUUCAUUAGAACUCAUUUCACAGCCUCAGUUUCACUUGUCAACAAAUAUGGCUACCUCAAGAGAUCUUCAACAUGAGAUCAAGGAGGCAGGUGAGAUGGUGGAGUAUUGGAAGAGCCAGCGAUUGUCGGACAACCAGCGGGGUUUGCUGGACGCUGUACGGAAGAGAAACCUGGAGAAGGUGAACAGACUGCUUGGGAAAGGAACCGAUCCUAACUUCAAAGAUGAUUCCAAUGCCUACCUGUUGCACAUUAUCACUGGGAUGCACCAGCAGCAAGGGGGUACAAAUGACAAAAGACAUUCUGUCAUCAGUUCUGUUUUUGGUGCUGAUAUGGAUGUGAGAGACCGGUUUGGUCGCUCUCCACUGCACAUCGCUUCUCGCAGCUACGCCGACUACGUCCAGACACUCCUGGCCAUCGGCUGUGAUGUCAACACUCAGGACAAUGCUGGUCGGACGGCGCUGAUGGAAGCCUGCAGCAGUGACAGCAUGGCAGCGCUGAAUAUUGUGCAGAUGUUGCUGGAUCACACCUGUAAUGCAUUACUCAAGGAUGAAGAUGGGUUUACAGCAUUACACUGCAUCUGUAAGAACUCCAAACAGGACAUCGUAGUGAGGAGAGAGAUAGUAUAUAAACUGCUGCUGGCCGGCACAUCAGCAAUACUCAAAGACAAGAGUGGCAAAAUGCCAUUGUGUUAUGAGCUGGACAAGUUCGUCAAUUGUUCACGGAGAAGGUUCAACGAUGUUGAAUUUGAGGUGGUGAGGACUCUCAUCCAAGCAGGUGCCAACUACACCCGAAGAAACAAGACACACGAACGAUGGGUGAAAUACGCCAUCAAUUUCUCACAACUGACUUUCCUGAAGCAACUCCUGGAGUUAAUGCAACCUGUUCUCAGUCUCGCCUCUCUUAAACAUUUGCGGAGAAUGUGUCCCCUGAUUGGGAACGACGACCAGGACAUCACCAAAGAUAUCCAGUUAUGGAUAACUAGCGUGUCAUCCUUGAAGUCUCAGUGUCGCAUUGUAAUCCGAAGUGAACUUAAGGGAGACGUCCUACUGAAGUCGGAGCUUCUUCCUCUUCCAACCUAUCUCAAGAAAUACUUGGUUUUAUCAAAUUGAUAAUUUUGUCCGUGUAAAGUUCAUAAUAUAUUUCCAGAGAUAUUGAGGAAAGUGGUUUGUUUGUUGUUGAACACUGCACUUCACAAUAUUCCAGGUGAGGUGAGGUGAGGAGAAGUGAAAUUGGGUUUCACGUCGUGCUUGAGAA
This is a messenger RNA of Haliotis rubra (blacklip abalone), 1305 nucleotides long. RefSeq names its product ankyrin repeat and SOCS box protein 6-like. Gene Ontology annotation, molecular function: protein binding. Lineage: Eukaryota; Metazoa; Mollusca; Gastropoda; Lepetellida; Haliotidae. The transcript is spliced from 7 exons. Bases 99 to 1160 code for a protein of 353 amino acids. Gene Ontology annotation, biological process: intracellular signal transduction. The record is from RefSeq and is a predicted model, not a curated record.